Molecule: messenger RNA, 3796 nt
Organism: Rosa chinensis
Lineage: Eukaryota; Viridiplantae; Streptophyta; Magnoliopsida; Rosales; Rosaceae
Product: receptor-like protein EIX2
Exons: 8
Coding region: 150-1523 (457 amino acids)
Molecular function (GO): protein binding
Source: RefSeq, a predicted model, not a curated record
UUCAGUCUCAAACUGAAUUAAAGCGUCUCAGGCUUAGUAAUACUUCAAUCUCAGAUUUCAUACCAGAGGAAUGGUUCUUGAAGAUAUCUUUCCAGCUCACAUAAUUGGAUUUAUCUUAUAACCAAGUCCGUGGAAAGCUUCCACUGCACAUGAACUCCCCAUCUUUAGAGUAUAUAGAUUUGGGUCAUAAUCGAUUUGAGGGCCCUCUGCCACAUUGGUCUAGUGAUGCUGCCGCCUAUCUCGAUCUUCAAAGCAAUUUAUUUUCCGGGCCCAUUCCCUCAAAUUAUGAUCAAUUGUUGCCUAGCUUGAGUGAAUUGUAUCUAUCUGACAAUCAUCUAAAUGGUAGUAUACCACCCUGUAUGGGCAACAUGUCAAGUUUGUUAAUUCUCAUGUUAAGAAGCAAUCACUUGUCUGGAGAAUUCCCUCAAGCAUGGAGUCUGUGGCCAGAUAUAAUGGUUGUAGAUGUCUCGGACAACAAUUUGUCUGGAAAUUUCACCAGUUCCAUGAGUGUUCCGAGCUCACUACAAGUAUUGAGUCUGAGCAACAACAGUUUCGGGGGCCAAAUUCCUUCUUCUCUAUUCCAAAACUGCACCGAGUUGCGGAGUAUUAAUCUUGGAGGCAAUAGGUUUACUGGAAGCAUACCUUUACAGACAGUAUCAAUUGUAUCAUCCGGAUUGUAUAUGCUAAGAUUGCGAUCCAACUCUUUAAGCGGACGUAUCCCCCAUCAACUGUGCUCUCUUCCAUCUCUUCAUAUCAUAGACCUUCGCGGCAACAACUUUUCAGGGACCAUUCCCAAGUGUUUGUAUAAUUUGACUGGUUUUUACGAUAUGCCAGACAUUGGUGUCCUCGGUUUGUCUAGUUAUUCUGAGGAAACCACCUUGACAUUGAAGGGACAAGAACUCGAAUAUGACACCACUCUGGAUUUGGUAAAUCUCAUUGAUUUCUCAUCAAAUAACUUAGAAGGAGUAAUCCCUGAAGAAAUAAGCAGCCUCAUUGCCUUGGGGACUCUGAACUUGUCCAGAAAUCAACUCACUGGAAACAUUCCCUCAAAGAUUGGAAACUUGCGGUGGCUGGAAACUCUUGAUCUCUCACACAAUCACCUCUCUGGGCAGAUUCCUCAAAGUUUCUCUUCUCUAACCUCUCUGUCUCACUUGAACUUGUCUUUCAACAACUUGUCCGGAAGAAUUCCUUCAGGCAACCAACUUCAAACACUUGAUGAUUCAUCCAUUUACAAGGGCAACCCAUCCUUGUGUGGCGUUCCUCUUUCAACUGUCUGCCCGGGAGAUGGCGCAGCUGACCCUGACGAUGGUGAUCAUAAUGAUGAUGAUAUUGAUGAGAAUGGGAAGUUUGGUAUCGUUGCUAGCGCUGUCCUCGGCUUCAUCAUAAGCUUCUGGAGUGUCUGUGGCACAUUGGUUAUAAAGAAAUCGUGGAGAUAUGCCUAUUUUCGAUUCUUUGAUAACAUAAAGGAGAAGGCAGCCUUAGCAAUUGCAUUGAGAGUGGCUCCUUGGCAAAGGAAGACUUGAUUGGAAAAGGAAAAUUAAAGAAUAAAAUGCACUGAAGGUGGUCUAUAUGGGGCAUUUGUGGCUUAUUUCUAGACUGGGUACGUUGUUUCUCUUUUGGUUCAGGUGCUCUCCAUGGAGCUGUUUGUGGCGGUGGUGAAGAUGACGGCAAGUAUUGUUGGGUUUGCUGGUGUCCUCAUGUUUUUGUGUUCUCUUUAUUGUUGUAAGCCAUAUAUAAGUUUGGUAUUGUCAUGUAAUCAAUAAUUAAGCAGGUAUCAUGUGUCAAAUUAUUCAAGCAAAUUUGAUGCUGAAUAACACCCUGCGGGCUUGCGGAAAGUGUGUAUCCACGUUGGAUGCAUUUGACACUUGUAAAAGGACUUGGAAUAUCAAUCGAUUUCAGUAUUUAAUCCCGGUGAGCAUCAAUCCCUCUGCUUUGUUUGGUUUGCUUAUACUUCAUUCCUCUGUAAUCACCACAAACAGAACCAACCACUAAGGCAAAAAACACGGAGCCUCCUCUUUUUAUACUCAAAUCAUCAAUGGCGAGCCUACGGAGCCGCUCAAUCAGCUCCCACCUCUGCUUUCUCCACCGUCUACACCCCCCGCUACCUAGCCCAAUCCUACCUCUCCCCAGGCCGGUCGGACCUUCUCUCCACUUCCUCCAUGUACCUCGCCGGGACCGACCGUCUCGGCGCUUAAUCCGACGCCGCCAGAGCGACGUCGUACAUGAUGUCAUCCUGGCCCUCCCGGCUUCAAACGCACCUCUCAAGGCAACAGUGCGGAACAGUGCCUGGGGACAGAAAAGACGGUUCUGCCCUCCUUUAGAUCUUUCUGUUCUGCUGUCUAUCGAUCUGAUCUUCUUCUCUUUUCUAAAGCAGUAUACUCUUAGUCACCCCCAAGUUAAAAUCUACCUCAAAACCCAAAAAUCACUACAAAAAAGAGCAACAGAGAAAGAGAGUUGUGAGUAGCAAGAACAUUGUAGACCUCAGUCUCUUCUCCAUUACUUUUCCAUUUCCAUAAUCCUUUAUCAACAUCAGUCUCUCUCCUUCGCCGACAUCAACAGCACCCAUCAACACCCCCAUCACUCAUAACUUGCUUCAGUUCUAUCUCAAAAACCGAAAUCAGUCGGUAACAAUAGAGAAGUGAACAAUAAUUUGGUCUUCUAUGUGUGAAAGGUUAUGUGAAAUUUGGACAUAACAGAGAAGACAAUGGAGUAGUGCAUCAUGAAUGGGCCUCCGCAGCUCAGUGAGUUCAUUAGCUUUUGAACAACCAUUCGAUUAGCUUUGGAAAAGGUUGAAGAAGGCAGAGGACCUUGGUUUACAGUUAAACAGAGCCAUAGACCUCGGUGAGAAUAACAGUCAUAUACCAUAGGAUGAGAAAGGAAGAUUUACAAGCAGCAGCAGAUGGAAGGUCAGAAAAAUUGAAGAAGAGUUGUUAGUGGUAGUGGCAAAGAUCAUAUUGUCAGUAUUGGCGGGUGGGUUUCUGCUGGUGUUCUCACAUCUCUAUGAGCAACUGAUAUUGAGGCCUAAAGGGCUAAGAUCAAAGCUCCAAAAGCAAGAAAUUAGAGGGCGUCCUCCUUCAUUCCUCUUGGGAAAUAUCCUUGCAUAACGCCUUCAAAGCAAGGUCCACUCAACAGCAAUAAAGACUACAGAUCCUUAAAAGCCUCAGCAUGAUGAUCAUCAUGUACCUUCUAUUUUGUCACCAAUGACCUUCAAAAAUCUUCCCCCACGGAGUGAAGAAGUGAAUAUGAAAUGCAUAUGAGUUCAGAAAAUUAUUCCAGUACUGAAGUAGAUGUUGAGACCUUUCAGCUCUUGCUCAAGCAUGAAAAACUUUCCUGCAUCAGCCCAGAAACCUAUAAUCCGAUUGCAUGUUUUUCUGAAUGGAGUUGGAGACAUUCGAGCACGGCACAAAAUUCUAUUGUAGAAUCACAAUCACCCUCAGUGCCCACAACAAUGUAGCUGCUAGCAGCGGUGAAGAGUUCUUGGACCAAUUGAAGAAGUUGAGAAGGGAAACUUGAUGUAUAAUCUUGAAGUGCUCUUGAACUCUUCCGUACUUCAUGGCUGGUAGGAGGCAAUUGCCACUGUACAAUUCAUGAAGGUGACGACCUUUCAGGCCAAUACACAAAUGACCCUUGGGGUACAAAAUGUUAACCGAACAUGUGAAAGAUCUGUUUGAAAAUAAGAACUUCACUUAAUUGAUUACUAUUAGUUGUUAAUUCACUUGGAAAGAAAUAACUUGAUAUUUGUUAUACAACCUAAAUGCAGUUAUACUAUUGGCAACAACUUUCCGUUUUUAUUUAA